AAUAAUUCGCUUGACAUUUGCUGCUCACUGUCAAUAUUAAUAUUAACAUUGUCCACACCCUUUCUGUGUCCCUCAUCAUUAAUGUCAUCUUUCCACGUAUUUCGCUCUGUGCGAAUAUCUUCUGUUGCCCGCGAGCGUCCAGUGCAGCUCUUGAAUCACUGGACGCGGUCAAACAAACAAAAUUUAGGGAGUCCCAGCUUGCGGAGAUGGUUACACGGUUCGCAGAUACAGCGUCACGGAAAUGUGACUAGGCCAGAUCCUGGUACUGGAAUUAAAUUGCAUUUCAAAGAUUCGAAGGGUAAACUGUUGAAGACCAUCGAAGCGAACGAGGGGGAUGACAUUCUUUCAGUUGCGCAUGAGCAUGACAUUGACCUAGAAGGAGCAUGUGAAGGGUCAGUUGCUUGUUCGACGUGUCAUGUUAUUCUCUCGCCCGAGCAUUAUGAUUUACUCCCCGAGCCAUCUGACGAUGAAAAUGACAUGCUGGAUAUGGCGUUCGGUUUAACUGACACGAGUCGACUGGGAUGUCAAGUGCAUAUAACUCGCGAAAUGGACGACAUGAUAGCGACACUGCCUAGUGCCACUCGGAACAUGUUUGUGGAUGGGAAGAAGUCCACGCAUCAUUGAUAGUAAACCAUGGAUAUAUCCUUUACGUAUCAAAAAAAUCUCACCGCUGACAAGAUAUCCGUUCUUUGUGGAGGUCAAGGUUUGGUCUUUCACAGGUAUAGUCAACGUUGCGACGACUGUAAGAUACCGGUGCCCUCGGGCAGUGCUCAUGUGCACCGUCAUUCUAUUAUUAAGGGUUGUCGGAAUUGUGAUUUUGAUUAAUACCUGU
Suillus bovinus is the source of this 832-nucleotide messenger RNA. RefSeq names its product ferredoxin. The record is from RefSeq and is a predicted model, not a curated record. Lineage: Eukaryota; Fungi; Basidiomycota; Agaricomycetes; Boletales; Suillaceae. The transcript has 4 exons. Gene Ontology annotation, cellular component: mitochondrion. Gene Ontology annotation, biological process: P450-containing electron transport chain; positive regulation of oxidoreductase activity. Bases 82 to 624 code for a protein of 180 amino acids. Gene Ontology annotation, molecular function: 2 iron, 2 sulfur cluster binding.